CGCCUCCCGCGCCUCCCGCGCGCAACAGUUCCCCCAAAGUUGCGGCCGGGGAGGCGCGCGGCCGGCGGGGGACGCGAUCUUGGCCCGGCACGCGUAACCUCGGGCGGGCGGCGGGAUGGGCACUCGGCAGACCAAGGGCAGCCUGGCGGAGAGAGCCAGCCCGGGCGCGGCGCCCGGCCCCCGCCGCGAACGACCCGACUUCUGGGCGUCGCUGCUACUGCGCGCCGGGGACAAGGCGGGGCGCGCGAGCGCUGGGCUGCCCCCCUACCACCGGCGCGUCAGCAUGGUCCAGGAGCUGCUGCGGAUGGUGCGCCAGGGCCGGCGGGAGGAGGCGGGGACGCUGCUGCAGCACCUGCGCCAGGACCUGGGCAUGGAGUCAACCUCCCUGGAUGAUGUGCUAUACCGCUAUGCCAGCUUCCGGAACCUGGUGGACCCCAUCACACAUGACCUCAUCAUCAGCCUGGCACGAUAUAUCCACUGCCCCAAGCCGGAAGGUGAUGCGUUGGGUGCCAUGGAGAAGCUGUGCCGGCAGCUGACCUACCACCUUAGCCCUCACUCACAGUGGAGGAGGCAUCGAGGGCUGGUGAAGAGGAAGCCACAGGCCUGUCUCAAGGCCCUCCUAGCUGGGAAUCCUCCAGACAACAUGGUGGAUCUGUCAGGCAUCCCACUGACCUCGCGUGACCUGGAGAGGGUGACGAGCUAUCUUCAGCGCUGUGGAGAGCAAGUGGACAGUGUGGAGCUGGGCUUCACCGGCCUCACAGAUGACAUGGUCCUGCAGCUUCUGCCAGCACUCAGUAAUCUGCCUCGCCUCACCACACUAGCCCUCAAUGGCAACCGAUUGACCAGGGCUCUGCUGAGGGACCUCACUGACACCCUGAAGGAUCCCAGCAAGUUCCCCAAUGUCACAUGGAUUGACCUGGGCAACAAUGUGGACAUCUUCUCUUUACCCCAGCCCUUCCUGCUCAGCCUGCGUAAGCGCUCUCCAAAACAGGGUCACCUACCAACCAUCCUGGAGCUGGGUGAGGGGCCAGGUACUGGGGAAGAGGCCAGGGAAGAUACAAGUCAGCAGGACCCUAGGGGAAGCCCUGUGACACCUACCAGAGACCAUGAGAGCAGGGAGACUGACUCAGACAUGACCUGAAGUAGGGAGAACUUGUCAGGAUGGCUAGGGCAGGUUAGCGGCCUCUCCCAUCAGAAUGUCUGAACCACCCCACCCACCAGGAUGACAUCAGAGUAAUCUUUUAUCCUAGUACCUGCCAGUAAGAAGCCACCUCUUGCUGUAAGGGUUUUGGGAUAUCUCCACUCAGCCAGUUCUCCCAAUUUUAUGCAGCUGGACCAAGCUCUCCCACCAUGAUAGUGAGCCCCCUUAAAGACCCUUGGAGCACCCUCCCAAUUCAAAGGGGCCUCUUGAAGAUGCUGUGUGGUUCAGAGGAAAAAGUAUGGAAAAUGCAGUUGAAGCUACAGAUGUCCCUUUUUGACUAGGGGGGAUUGAGGGAGGCAUCGUACUGUGAAGGGCAGUACCAUACCUAGUUCCUUUACCCCUCAACCAGCACAACUUUUCCUACCAGCUGGUUAUCAGCUCAGGAAUGGCUUUCCAAGUUUUCCUAUCAUAACAGAAGGUUCCCAAGACUAGUUCAGCCCUAAAUUGGGGUCUCCAUGGCCAUUUCCCAAUAAUGCUCCAAGGAAACCAGGAACUGGUAGACAAAAUCCAAGCUGAGGGAAGCAAAGCCUUACAAGCCAGGUAAGGCUUAUAGGAUCUGAGCAAGGUUGGGGCCUUCCUUACAUGGUACUGCCUAAAUGCAGCCAAGGGACAGGAAUUCAGUGUGGGUGCCUUACAUGCUUUGGAAUCUUGGCCCAAGUCUUAGACUGGCCAGAAGUUUACAGUGCUAAAGCUGGACCACUCAACACCUGACACUUUUACUCUUCAAAUACAUGUUUUUAAGGACCAA
This is a messenger RNA of Phodopus roborovskii (desert hamster), 1949 nucleotides long. It is a transcript of the gene Lrrc75a, whose product is annotated as leucine rich repeat containing 75A. The record is from RefSeq and is a predicted model, not a curated record. Bases 116 to 1141 code for a protein of 341 amino acids. The transcript has 4 exons. Lineage: Eukaryota; Metazoa; Chordata; Mammalia; Rodentia; Cricetidae.